GCCAUGCAUAUCCUUGAUGACCUUUCAAUUCUAGUGUAACAUCUCAUAUGACUCUACGCGCUGCGCUCGUCUUUAUCUCGGACCACCCGGGAGCAGACACUGGCAUAUAGCAGUCUCGGUUCCUCCUCUUUCACCUACUAUCGACCACCUCUCAUCACCGUCACGAUAAUAUCCGAAACUAUCCUACCCAUCCACCACCUUCAAUACCUCAAAAUGGCGUCCCAACCCUCCUCCUCAACAAAAAUCAAGCUAGCAGCCGCGCACUCGGCCCCCGUCUACAUGUCCAAAUCCGCCACCCUCGCCAAAGCCAUCAACUUGAUCCACGCCGCGGCGCGCGACGGCGUCUCCAUGCUCGUAUUCCCCGAGACCUACGUACCCGGUUAUCCUUACUUUAUCGAGUGCUACCCGCCCCUCAAACAAGUCGCUGCUCUGGCCAAGUAUGCCGAGGAGUCUGUCGUGGUCGAUGAAGAUCUGGACGGUGUAGUAGAGGCCUGCAGAACCACAGGUGUGUCGGUUGUGCUGGGGGUGUCGGAACGGAUGAAGGGUGGUUAUACGUGUUUCAAUUCGCAGGUUUUUGUUGCCGGUGGAAAGGGAGGCGGGAUCACGGGAACGCAUAGGAAGUUGCAGCCUACGUAUGUGGAGAGGAUCAUCUGGGCGCAGGGGGAUGGGUCGACACUCAAGACUUGGAAGGGUAUGCUUGGCCCUGAAGCAGCAGAUGGAAAAGAAAAGUCCUGGAACGUAGGCGGCUUGGCCUGCUGGGAACACACCAUGCUCCUCGCCCGCCAGGCCCUGAUCACUCAGCAGGAACAUGUGCACGCGGCGGCGUGGCCGGCGCUGUCGACGAUGGCCGGGUUCGAGGAGAGCGCGGAUAGCCAGAUUGAGGCGUUGAUGAAGUGUCAUGCGCUGACGGCGCAAUGUUUUGUGGUGGCGGCGAGCAACUAUGUGGAUGAGACGUGUCUCGAGUGGAUGAAGGAGAAUAUUGGGGAGCAAGGGUUUGUGAAGCGUGGGGGAGGCUGGUCGGCGGUUAUUCAUCCGUUUUGUAAUGUGUUGGCGGGGCCGGUUACUGGGGAGAAGGAGGAGCUGGUUACGGCGGAGGUUGACUUGAAGGAUCUGGGUAUGGUCAAGAUUUGGGUAGAUGCUGAUGGUCAUUAUAGUAGGCCGGAGAUUCUGCCGUUUGUGUGGGAUAAAGAGGCAUAUUGGGAAGCCGGAACGAAGAACCAUGAGCUGAGAGUAUCUGGAGUAAAAGGGGGAGAGGAAGCUGAAGAGGCGUAAAGGGUGGAGGACCAAAAAGGCGAAGUCGAAUUAUAUGGACUGAGUCACGGUGAGUUGGUGAUAGAUCAACCACAGGCUGUGUUUCUUCUUGCUAUCGAGUUCCUUCCGGUGCCACUUUACAUACAACGAUCAUGCAGACCACAUCAAAGCCCUGAG
Molecule: messenger RNA, 1428 nt
Organism: Neurospora crassa OR74A
Lineage: Eukaryota; Fungi; Ascomycota; Sordariomycetes; Sordariales; Sordariaceae
Product: nitrilase
Exons: 1
Coding region: 214-1272 (352 amino acids)
Molecular function (GO): catalytic activity
Source: RefSeq, a predicted model, not a curated record